GUGUGCUCUGAAACAGACUUAGCCAGGCAAGUGGGCUUUUUUUUAUUAUUUAAAAGAUCGCUGCUGGGAGAAGAUGCUGCAGGUCAACGAUGCCAAAUCUGCUGCUGGACUGCCCUGGUUUCAUAGUGGAUCUUCUUGGUCGGUUGGUACCUGGGCUGGAUUUGGGACCCACUUAACCCUUUGGAUAUGGCUUGUCACCAGCACCUACUCAAGGACCAUCCCUAACCCAAGCAAUGAAGUGAACUUAUUGGAUUCACGUUCUGUUAUGGGUGAUCUUGGCUGGGUAGCAUAUCCAAAAAAUGGGUGGGAAGAAAUUGGUGAGGUCGAUGAGAACUAUGCUCCAAUACAUACAUAUCAAGUGUGUAAAGUGAUGGAACAGAAUCAGAACAAUUGGCUCUUGACUAAUUGGAUAUCCAAUGAAGGGGCUUCAAGAAUCUUUAUUGAGCUCAAAUUUACUCUACGCGAUUGCAACAGUCUUCCGGGGGGACUUGGAACUUGUAAAGAAACAUUUAAUGUUUAUUAUUUUGAAUCAAGUGAAGAAGAUAGCAGGAACAUUAGAGAAAACCAGUACAUCAAGAUCGAUACUAUUGCAGCUGAUGAGAGCUUUACCGAGCUGGACUUGGGGGACAGAGUUAUGAAGCUUAAUACUGAGGUCAGAGAUGUGGGACCACUGACCAAGAAAGGUUUUUACCUUGCCUUCCAAGAUGUGGGAGCAUGCAUUGCUCUAGUUUCUGUUCGUGUGUACUACAAGAAGUGCCCCUCAGUGGUACGUAAUUUAGCACUUUUCCAAGACACAAUCACUGGAGCAGAUUCAUCACAACUUUUGGAGGUAUCAGGAACGUGUGUCAACAAUUCGGUGACUGAAGAGGCUCCCAAAAUGCACUGCAGUGCAGAAGGGGAGUGGCUUGUUCCAAUAGGAAAGUGUAUGUGUCAAGAAGGAUAUGAAGAAAAGAACAAUACUUGUCAAGCAUGUCGUUCAGGAUUUUUCAAGUCUUCCCCUCAGAGUCAGUCGUGCAGCAAGUGUCCACCUCACAGUUAUGCUCAUCAGGAAGCAUCAACUUCUUGUGUUUGUGAGGAUCGCUAUUAUAGGAGAGAAUCUGACCCACAUACAAUGGCCUGUACAAGGCCACCGUCAGCUCCACGCAGUGCUAUCUCCAACAUCAAUGAAACAAGCGUGUUCUUAGAAUGGAUGUUCCCUGCGGACACGGGUGGAAGGAAAGAUGUCUAUUACAAUAUUGUAUGCAAGAAGUGUAACUCCAUCUCCAGCUUAUGUGAGGAGUGUGGAAUACAUGUCCGUUAUAUACCUCAGCAAACCGGCCUGAGAAACUCGACUGUAAUGGUAAUAGAUCUGCAGGCACACACAAAUUACACCUUUGAAAUUGAGGCUGAGAACGGCGUGUCUGAGCUGAGCCUGGGAUCUAGGCAGUAUGUCUCUGUAAAUGUCACCACCAACCAGGCUGCCCCGUCUCCAGUCACUCAUGUGAAGAAAGGAAAAAUCGCCAAAAAUAGCAUUUCCUUGUCUUGGCAAGAACCAGAGCGACCCAACGGUAUCAUCCUGGAAUAUGAGAUCAAAUACUUUGAAAAGGACCAAGAAACCAGCUACACAAUUAUCAAGUCUAAGGAGACAGAAAUCAUUGCAGAGGGUCUAAAGCCUGCGUCAUCCUAUAUAUUCCAGAUCCGAGCACGCACAGCCGCAGGGUAUGGUGCCUACAGUCGCAGAUUUGAGUUUGAAACCAGCCCAGUGUCAUUUGCUGCAACCGGUGAUCAGAGCCAGAUUCCUAUAAUAGCUGUGUCCAUCACGGUGGGGGUUAUUCUACUAGCUGGAAUUGUUGGUUUUCUUCUCAGUGGAAGGCGGUGUGGAUACAGUAAGGCUAAGCAGGAUCCAGAAGAGGAAAAGAUGCAUUUUCAUAAUGGACACAUUAAACUGCCCGGAAUAAAAACAUACAUUGAUCCUCAUACCUAUGAAGACCCAAACCAGGCAGUACAUGAAUUUGCCAAGGAAAUCGAUGCUUCCUGUAUAACUAUUGAGCGAGUUAUUGGAGCAGGUGAAUUUGGGGAAGUUUGCAGUGGUCGAAUUAGACUUCCUGGAAAGAGAGAGUUUCCUGUGGCAAUCAAGACUCUUAAAGCUGGAUACACUGAUAAGCAAAGACGAGAUUUUUUGGGAGAAGCAAGUAUAAUGGGACAAUUUGAUCACCCAAAUAUCAUUCACUUGGACGGAGUCGUCACAAAAAGUAUGUAGCUUUUUUUAACUGAUUACAUAAUAAUUUUCAACUUUUUUUAA
Molecule: messenger RNA, 2281 nt
Organism: Nanorana parkeri
Lineage: Eukaryota; Metazoa; Chordata; Amphibia; Anura; Dicroglossidae
Gene: EPHA5
Product: EPH receptor A5
Exons: 11
Biological process (GO): axon guidance; protein phosphorylation; cell surface receptor protein tyrosine kinase signaling pathway
Cellular component (GO): membrane; neuron projection
Molecular function (GO): ATP binding; transmembrane-ephrin receptor activity; protein binding
Source: RefSeq, a predicted model, not a curated record